AUGGAAUCCUGGAAGUCGAAGUCAUUAGAACACAUCAAUAUACAAUUCCGAAGCAUAAUGGAAGGAAUGGGGAUAGAUGAGGAGAAGCAGCAUAAGCUGGCGGCAAAGCUGAAUCUAUCGAAGAAGAUCAGGACCAUCACAUCAAUGCAGACUCUAGAAGAAAGGAAGAAGAAGAUCAAAGAGUAUGUGAUAAAGCUGAAAGAUAGAAACAGCGUGCUUAACCUCUUAAGCUUGUCAGUUUCUCUCGAGACAGGGCCUCGAGUCUUAUAUGAGAUUUUCAGUGGAGAAGGAGGGCACGAUGUACUUGUAAGGUGUAUGAGAAGGAUGGACGAGGAGUUUGGAGAUGUAAUCUGUGACACUUUAUACAUUGUUCUGUCGAAGUACGGAAAUCAUUUCCCGCCAUUUCUAAGGCUUCUGCUCGAUGGAUUUCUUGGUGGAAAAGUACAUGAAACAAGAUCCUUCUUCAAGAUACUUGAGUUUUUGGUGAAUGAGAACAAAGCAGAGGAAUUGUUCUUCAGCAUGGAUUUCAACAAAUGUGUCUGCAACAGUUAUCUGUCGAAGAUCAUUGAAUAUAUCAAGAGGAUUUCAAGGAUCGAGGAAGAGUUGAACUUUUUGGUGCCACUUAUUAGAUCUCCAAAGGCUGUGCAUGUUAAGUACAUCUUGUUUGUGUCUGAUUUUUCCUCGUUGGAGGAGAGGGUUAUCAAUAAGGAUGUUUUCAACAGUAUACUGAAAGAGAUCAAACCUGACAUCCGGCGGGAUUGGAAGAGAGGAAGAAUUGAUGAGGUGGUGAGACUGGCUGAGAUGGAGGGGGUUCUUGACGUUGCAUGCUGUAUUUUCGAGGCAUUUGCAUUUGGAGACAGUAAGGUGUUUGGAGAUCUAAGAGAGAAUGUAGAAAAGAUGAAGAUCUCGGAAGAGGGGAGUGAAGUUACUGGGGAGGUGGUAGUAGAGGCUGCAAAGAAGAAGGAUGUGGUUAAAAAGGCCGAAGUGAAUAAAGUCAAAGGGCCAAAGAAGAUAAUCAAGAAAGUUGCAAAGAGUACAGCACCAUCGAAGAGAUAUAUUCAGGUGAAAUGGACGAAGAUGGGAAAGGGCAACAGUGUGUGGAAUAGGAUAAGAAUAGAGGAGAUGGAGAGUGCUUUUAAAGCUGAGGAGUUUGAUGGAUUUGAGAUGAAAGGAGAAAAGCCAAAGGCGUUGAGCACGGGUAUAGAGAAGAGAAGGCCUAGUGUUUUUUCCGAAAAGAAGAACUAUGCGAUCAACAUUGCAUUAGGAAGAGUGAAGGAAAGUAAUUGCGAGCUGAAGUCGGCAAUAUUGAACAUGCAGGAAGACCUUAACGAAAACCUUGUUAAACAGCUUCUUUUCUACUUUCCAACGGAUGAAGAGAUUGAGCAACUACAAGGUACAGACCAUGUAUUUGGAAGAGCAGAAGAGUUUUUCAAGGAGAGUAUUGAAGAGGCCGAAGUGAUGAAAAGAUGCCUCUAUUAUCUCUACUUUAUGAUAUCGUUUAGGAAUCAGAAUGUCUGUAAGAACCUUGGGAUUCUAGAGAGAUAUUAUACGAUGCUUCUAGAGAGCAAGGAAUUGAGAAGGUUCUUGGGGAUUACUUUGGUAGCAGGGAAUUAUCUGAAUAAGGGGAGUUUUUUGGGGAGUGCAGAAGGGUUCACGAUGGAGUCCAUCCCAAAGAUAUUGGAGGUAAAGAAUAAUGGAAAUAGUUUGCUAGGACUCCUAAAAAAAAAGAUUGAUUGUAAGUUAUUGCUUGAAGAUCUAAGUGUGGUGUAUGAUGCCAGUGGAAUAAACUUUGAAGCACUGUGCAUUGAGAUUGAAGAGCUCAAGAAGAACUAUAUCAGUGCAAGUGGGUCUCCCUUUCCUAAAAUACAGGAAAGGAUUGAGAGGAUCCAAGAAAAGUAUGAGGACAUCUGCUCAUUGUACGACAAGGUCAGCAAACUCCAUCGAGACUGUAGGGAGUAUUUUGGGGAAAAGGUUGAUGAUGAGUUCAAUAGUUGGAUAAUACUUCUUUUAGACAGGCUAUCUCACGAGAUACAAAAGAAAUAG
Messenger RNA from Encephalitozoon romaleae SJ-2008, 2043 nucleotides. Its product is annotated as formin-like protein. The transcript has a single exon. Lineage: Eukaryota; Fungi; Microsporidia; Unikaryonidae. Bases 1 to 2043 code for a protein of 680 amino acids. The record is from RefSeq and is a predicted model, not a curated record.